Aspergillus campestris IBT 28561 is the source of this 981-nucleotide messenger RNA. RefSeq lists its product as uncharacterized. Bases 151 to 819 code for a protein of 222 amino acids. The record is from RefSeq and is a predicted model, not a curated record. Lineage: Eukaryota; Fungi; Ascomycota; Eurotiomycetes; Eurotiales; Aspergillaceae. The transcript is spliced from 4 exons.
CCUCUUGACUUUGACACCACCAGGAAGGACCAUGGAUGGGAGGCGGAAUUGUCAGUCUCACUCACGGGAUGGACUCGAAGGCAGUCAAUGAGAUGAAGUGGGAGACGCCACCAAGGAGGAUGGUAGCUUUGGGAGGGGGGGAGAAAGGCAAUGCGAGGGACAGUUGACCACGGAGUACUCCGACACAAAUCAUGUUGCAACUCCGAAUUCUUGUGGGACAGAACCAGAUAUCGAAUGAAUUAUAAAGAAGUGGAGGAUGUUCUAUUCUUGGGAAAGUUUCCACCACGGGAAGAAGUCCGACUCGUGCCUCUCCCACGUGACGGAGGCUUCUGCAGCUCAGCUGUUGAUUCUGACAGUCUGUAUGUCUACUCUUCUUCAAUCCACCAAUCCUGUUAUAUCCUUCCUCGUCAUGCCUCUAGUUUGGGACUGGUCGAGAUCUCACGUACCAGCAGGGCGGGAGGAACCCUGCUUAUUGUUAUCCUGCCAUCCACAGCGUGUGAAACACGUUGUGAGACGGACGAACUGAUCGAUUCUGAUUGCCUGACAGACCAUGCCGUUGGUCCGGAGCUGCUGAGGAAUACGAGGCUGGAUGGAGCUUUGACUCCGGCCAAGCUUCAUCAGCCACCAGCCCCGUAUGACUUGGGCAUAGUGAUGCUGCAAUUGAAGGCUAUGGUCGUCAGCGGCGGCUACUCAUCUUUUGCGCCUGAUUGGAAAGAGGAUUGGAAAUUGGACUGGACAACACGCAUCUACCUGGGAUGGUUAUGGGUGUUCAUCUCAUGGACAGACCAUAGGUUGGAAUCAGUGGAUGACAUGGCUUGACUUCCUUCUAUGUCUUCUAUUAUUUGUCUCUCUCUCUCUUUCUUUGUUACCAUUUACUUAAUUUCAUCUUUUCUCUGUUCUGGUUUUAUCACUGGUCAAACACCCGACUUGUAGAUUUGCUGGUCAACACGUGGGUCUACCUGAUCCGACGGCUGAGAUUGA